AUGGGUGGCAAGAGCAAAAAGAAGCGAGAUACUCCAGAAUCCUUCAAAGAAAAAGGUAACUCUGCUUUCAACAUGCACGAUUUUUCGAGGGCUCUUGAAUUAUACACAAAAGGCCUCGAAUUAGACCCAGCUCAUGUUAUACUUCUAACUAAUCGAGCAUCAGCUUAUAUAGAGCUUCGCCGCUAUGAAGACGCAAUCACAGAUUCAGCCAAAGCUAUAGAAACUGACCCUAACUGAAUCAAAGGCUACUACCGUAUGGCAGUUGCUCACAGGGAAUUAAGCAGAUUCCAAGAAGCAAUUGAUUAUGUACAUCGUGGGCUUGCAAUUAACCCUGAGUUUACAGAACUAUUAGCAUUAAAAAAAGAAAUUGAAGCUGAUAUGGAGAUUGAGACUGCACUUCCUUUGGACCACCCAGAAAGGAAAAAGUUUGAAAACCUGUUUAAUUGGCUGAUUGAAGGAGGAGCGAAAUUUCCAAAAAUAAAGCUGAGGUUUUAUUCAAAAGACUAUAGAGGAGUCCACAGUACAACUUUUAUAGCUAAAAAUGAAUGCAUAGUGGUUAUCCCAAGAUCUCAUAUAAUUACAUUGGAAAUGGCAAAAGCAACUCCAAUUGGCCAAAAAAUGGUUGCGGCGAAUUUAAAUUUAUUGUCUCCUAAGCACUCAUUUUUAUCUUCAUUUAUAUUGCAGGAAAAAGCAAAAGAGGAAAGCUGGUGGAAGCCUUAUUUAGAUAUUUUGCCUGAGAGCUAUUCUAAUUUUCCAAUAUUUUAUACAGAUGAAGAUAAAGAGUGGCUGACUGGAUCUCCAUUUUUGGAUCAGGUAAAUGAAAAAAUACAAGACAUUGAGGAGGAUUAUAAUUGUAUUGUAGACUAAAAAUAAAAAAUUAUGCCUUAUUGAGGUAGAUCAGCUAUAAAUUUUGUGAUAGUUUAGCAUAAAUUAAGUAUUUUUAUAGGAUUAUAUAGGUAAAUUUUACCUUAAUAUUGUAUAUUUUAUUAUUUUUAUAUAAAAAAAGAUUUUUAAAAAAAUUUAUUGUAGACGCUGUCCCAGAAUUUGCAAACUUCCCUCUUUUUGAAUUUUCUAAAAUCAGAAUGGGUGUAAGCUCCAGAAUUUUUGGAAUGCAAAUAGAUGGAAAUAAAACUGAUGGUUUUGUCCCUCUUGCUGAUAUGUUAAAUCAUAGAAGACCUCGACAAACUACAUGGUCUUAUGAAGAAUCAAAAAAUGGUUUUAUUAUUGAAGCUAUGGAAGAUAUUGAAAGAGGAAUUGAAGUAUUAGACAGUUAUGGUAAAAAAUGCAACUCAAGAUUUUUAUUCUGUUUUAUGAUAAAUUUAUUAUUAAAUUCAUAUUUUCGCUUUAAAAAUAUGAAAUUAAAAUAAGAAAGAAUAUUAAAUUAUGGCUUUAUUGUGAGAAAUAAUGAUGCCAAUGAAUAUCCAUUUAAAUGCAAAUUAAGAGAAGAAGACCCUAAUUUAAUGACAAAAAGAAGCCUAAUUGAUGGAAAUUCAUCACAAACUUUUAGAGUCCAAGCUGAUGAGAAAGAAAACGUUUUUAACGAAUUUCUGGGAUUUUUAAGGUUUUUGGAGCUGAAUGAUAUUUCAAUUUUGCCAAGAAUAAUGGAAGAGUGCCAAGAAGAGGAUCAGCCAGGCUUCAAACCUAGCAAAGUUAAGCCAAUUUCUUUGGCAAAUGAAAAAAGAGUUCUGCAGCAUGUUAAAAAGCUUUCAGAAAAUGGUAUAGCUUUAUAUCCAGAAACUUUAAUCAUCUUUAUUGUAAAUUUAACCCUUAGAUGCAUAAAAUACCCUAUUAUCAUCCUAAUAAAUUUAUUUUUUUUCUAAUUAAAAUAUUAAAAAAAUAAUCAUUUGUCUGACUCCCCCCCCAUCCUUGAUCGAACGACUCGCCAUCGUUCGAUCAAGGAUGGGGGUUAAAAAAAAUUUUUAUAUAUAAAAUAAAAAAUAUAUAUAUAUUUUUUUAUUUACUUUUAAAUAAGAGGGUUAAGGGCAUUUAAUAAUUAUUUUUACAGCAAAAAAUUUAAUUCAUUUCAUAAAAAUACCAAUUUUUAAUAUUUUGAUUUAUUAGUUACCCCUUUAAACUGUAUAAAUUUAAAUUUGUUCCUUAUUAAAUUAAAUUUUUUUUUUAAAAAUUUUAAAGAUCUCUAUUUUAUUAGAUUAUUAAUUUUUUUAAGCCUAGAUUGAUGACUAAAUCACUUCGGAUAGUUGAUUUCGAAGCUUUUUGUCGUCUCAAAGUCCCUGAAAACAACUUCAUUAGGUGCAUCUUCACAAGCUUUUGAUAACUAAUAUAUUUUUAUAUAUAUAAAAGUUGUAUGAUAUGAAAAUCGUUCGAUCAAGGAUGGGGGUUAAUUUCCCCAAUUUUUAGGAAUUUUUACAGUCAAUCGUUCGAUCAAGGAAAGGAUGGGGGGGGAGUAAGAUAUAUAUUUUUUUCAAAAUUAUAUUAAUAAAUUCUAAUUUAUAUAAAAUUUAUAUAGAAGAAGACGGUCAAAUUUUAGAAAGGACUGAUCUAACUGAAAACCAAAGAAACUGCGUGCUAAUGAGACAAGGCGAAAAACAGAUUUUACAUUGGUAUUUAAAAUUCGCCGAUUUAGCACUAGCUUUGUUAGAUGCAGAUCGAAAAGAGGUGAAAAAGGCAGCAAAAGGAAGCCCUUAUGAGUCUUAUUUAACACACUGCAUAAUACCUCUGAUAGGAAAAUAA
Messenger RNA from Blepharisma stoltei, 2691 nucleotides. The record is from the annotation of a GenBank genome assembly. NCBI's taxonomy places the organism in Eukaryota, Ciliophora, Heterotrichea, Heterotrichida, Blepharismidae.